UUGAAAGCAAUGAUUUUAUCGAUAGUACGAUAGAUGUUUUUGCAGCUCUAGUCGACGCAGCUCUUAAGGUUCGUGUGCGCGACGAAAAAAUAUAAAAUCGUAACGAGCAGAGAGAGGAGCGAAAAAACGUGUGAAAACUACAUUAAAAAAAGAGCGGCGCUAUCGUCCAAUUUCAAAAUCGCCUUCUUCGUUAGUGUUACGUUGUCGUCGUCGUCUCGUUCGUCCUUUUUUCGCCUUCUUUCGUGCAACACCAACAUCAGUAACGACAUCAGAAGCAGCAGCAGCAGCAGCAACAAGAAGAGCAACAGCAUCAGGAUCAUCACAACUCGCCAUGCCAUCAUAUGCAGAUGCAUUAAAAUAACGCAAAACAACAAAAUCAGCAUAAAACACCAAAAACAAAGCAAAACAACAAAAGUAUAAGGAGGCUCGCAAAAAUGUUUACAAAUUUGCAUUAAGUUUUAAGUUAAAAAGGAAACGAAGGAGAAGUACUGCAACAAGGAGGAGUAAAAGGCAGCAUCAAUCGUGUGUUUAUGUAUGUGUGUCACAGAAUAUAAUAGUUGUCCCUCUCGCGCCUACACCCGGUAAUCUAGCCGCUCACGAAACCAAAGUCUCGCUCUCGCUCCCUGGACUUUCUAGGCUUUGCAACUUCAUUUACUACGUGCGGAGAGACCUCGUGGCAUGGCUCUCUUGGGAGAGCGGCAGGUCGUUAGGGAGCAGCAGCUGCAGAAUCAACAACAGUAAAUAGUUAAGCUAAAAGUAUAUGCAAAGGUGAGGAGAAUUAGGUAAAGCAGAAGCUCAGAAGCCAAACAAAAAGGAAUAAGCAGGAUCCAAUAGAUAAUAACAAAUUAAAUCGUAGGAGAGCCCUCAAUAGAAAAGCAUCAUGACCACUUUGGAGGAGCCUGUCAAGGCGGUGGUGGACACGGUGGAUCCGUGUCCAUCCAUCAAUAACAGCCUAAAGACCGUCCUCAGCGACGAUGCCUCCAAUUCGUCGGUGCUGGAGGACACCGAUGCGAGCAACACGAGCAGUAGUUCCAGCACCAGCAGCUCAUCCAGCAGCAGCUCUAGCUCCAGCUCUGGAUCGUGUUCGGGCUCUGCUACGGACACGGACACUGGCAAGGGCAGCAGCGCUGUAGGCAGCCUUGAUGUGACCAGUGUGAGCUCCUCGAGCAUUGGAUCAGCUGCCUCCAUCACCUCAUCGGUCACCGCAGCCGUCGGACCGCCUGUUAUGGUAAACUCUAGCUCAUUAACGGGCUUGGGAUUGGGCCUUGGACUAGGCCUGGGACUGGUGGUGGAUGUGGACAGUACUGGGAGCAGCCAGGAGCUGAGCAGCCACGGCGUUACCGAGCUGGACUCGCUGGAGGACUCGUGCAAUGGCCUGAUGAUCAAGGACGGGGAUAAGAUGUGCAAGCUGUGCAGUUCGCGCCUUGUGAUGCCACGCAUCCUGUCCUGCCUGCACGUCUUCUGCGAGGAUUGCCUGCAGGCGGUGGUGUCCAAGGAUUCAAUGUCGGCCAGCUCGCCAACCAGCUGCUCCUCAUCUUCGUUCGAUGGCAGCGAGCAUCAGGUUCAUCGCCUGCAUACGCCUCCGCUUCUCGAAUGCCCCGUUUGCAAGCAGGUAACACCUCUGGGCCCAAAGGGCGUCCAGGGUCUGACCUGUGACUAUAUCGUGACCAAUGUUUUGGAUCUGUCCAACCUGGAGUCGGAGCACAUUGCCUGCACGUCAUGCAAGAGCAAGGAAGAGGCUAUUUCGCGUUGCAACGACUGCGCCAACUUUCUGUGCAAUGGCUGCGACAAUGCCCACAAGUACAUGCGCUGUUUCGAGAACCAUCAGGUGGUCCGCAUCGAGGACCUGCAGAAGAACGUCCACGACAAGCUGAUUAUACACAAGCCUGUGUGCUGCCUGCAGCAUGUGAGCGAGAAUCUCAAGUACUACUGCUUCACCUGCCAGGUGCCCACCUGCAACGAUUGCCUGCUAAGCGAGCACAAGGGCAAUGAUCAUCACUACGAAACUGCCACGGUGGCGGAGCAGGCGGUACGCGCCGAUCUUGAGCAUACACUGAUCGAGGCCUUGAAGAAGGCCGAUUACUGCAACGAUGCCGGCGGCAAUCUAAGCAGCGCUCUUACGGAACUACAAUCGCAGCACGACACGGUGCGCCAGCAGAUCGAGGAUGCGUUCAAGAACUACAAGCGCAUGCUGGAGACCAUUAAGGAGGAAAUGCUCGCCGAGCUGGGGCGCCUACACUCUGAUAGCGAACUGAAGAUCAUGGAUUUGAUGCAGAGUCUGGAGAACAACAUGGGCAAGCUACAGCAGGCGGCGCAAUUCGGUCAGCGGGCCAUUGACAAGGCCAAUGCCGUAGAGUUUCUACUGCUGAAGCCGGUGAUUGCGGCCCAGUGCUUUAAUCUCAUUGCACAGACGCCCAAGUAUGAUGUCACCUAUCAGCUGCAGUUCCAGACCAAGCCGGAGAAGUUUGAGCAGUUUGCGCGGGAGAUGUUUGGCAAGUUCCUAACGGACACGAGCGGUGGCUCCAGUAGCCCCAAGAAGCAAUCGCUGAAGCAGCAGGAGCAACAUCAGCAGCAGCAACAUCAGCAGCAGCAGCAGCAGCAGCAGCAACAUCAGCAGCAGCAGCAAGUUCAGCAGCAACAGCAGGUUCAGCAACAGCAGCUGCAACAGCAACAACAACAACAGCAGCAGCACAAUGCAAACAAUUUGAUUGUUGGCCAUCGGGGCAGCUCCUCUGUCCAAGGACGCCUCAGUUCGGCUGUAUUUAGUCCCAUUUCGCUGCCGUCUUCGCUGCAGAGUUCUUUCGACGGUGAUACCAACUCAGUGAUGACCAAUUUCUCAAUGAUGGACUCGCCGCCGCAGCAAUCGUCUCAACAGCAGCUGCCUUCUUCACAACAACAACAACAGCAGCAGCAGCAGUCUCAGCAGCAGGUAGUGCUGCAUCAGCAGCAGCAGCAGAAACACCAGCAGCACCAACAGCAGCAACAACAGUUGCAGUUGCAGCAGCAACCACCAGCCCAGCAGGCGCUGCCCCAGCAGAUGGGCCAGCUUGUGGUACCGCAGGGCAUCGUCCAGCAGGCUGGACAACAUGUCGGUCUCAAUGCCGGUCCCAGUGCGAAUCUGUCCAUCAACAAUGGACCACCGCCCAGCUUCAGCAUGCUGGAGUACAAUAUUUCUCGGCUGGCGAGCCUAACUGAAUCGAUACCGGAUACUCUCAGUGAUGCUCUGGUCGUGGGUGGGGCUGGAUCCGGUCCAGGACCGAGUGUUGUUGCCCAAGUGCCUGGUGGUUCGGCGGUGACUGGCAGUGCCGUUGUUGGUGCCCCACAUCCGCAUCAGCAACAGCAGCAGCAGCAACAACAGCAGCAGCAGCAGGCUGUGAUGCCGGCAUCAGGAGUGACGCAGCCGGCGCCGCCAAUUACCCUGGCGGACAUCCUAUCCGGCGAUCAGCGGGCGCUCAACAAUCUCCAAGCGCUGGCCAAGCUGGGACUCAACAACAAUGAUGAUCUUUUGUCGAGUGGAAGUUCAUCGGGCAUUGAUUUUUUGCCAGAUUUCUGCCUGCCACCGGCCACAUCUCCCAACCUUCAGACCCUCAAUCCAAUUGUGGGCGGCGUGGAGGACAUGGGCCUUAAUAAUUUCCAUGCUGUGGCACCGCCGGGUACCACCAGUGUUGUUACCGGUCGCAACAAGGCCACGCCUAUGCAGAUUCGCUGCAAAUUUGGUUCCCUGGGCACGGCCAAGGGUCAGUUUAAUUCACCGCACGGCUUCUGUUUGGGCGUCGACGAGGAGAUCAUUGUGGCGGAUACGAAUAACCAUCGCAUCGAGGUCUUUGACAAAAUGGGAGCCCUGAAGUUUCAGUUCGGUGUGGCUGGCAAGGAGGAGGGUCAGCUCUGGUAUCCACGCAAGGUGGCCGUGAUGCAUAACAAUGGCAAAUUUGUGGUCUGCGAUCGCGGCAAUGAGCGCUCCCGAAUGCAGAUAUUUUCCAAAUGCGGACACUUUAUGCGCAAGAUAGCCAUCAGAUAUAUAGACAUUGUUGCUGGACUGGCUGUCACCGCCAAGGGCCACAUUGUGGCCGUGGACAGUGUCUCGCCCACGGUGUUUGUGAUCUCCGAGGAGGGUGAACUGGUCCGCUGGUUCGACUGCAGCGACUAUAUGCGCGAGCCCUCCGACAUAGCCAUUCGAGACAACGACUUCUAUGUGUGCGACUUUAAAGGCCAUUGCGUGGCCGUUUUUCAGGACGACGGCACAUUCCUUUAUCGCAUUGGCAACGAGAAAGUCACCUGCUUUCCCAACGGCAUCGAUAUAUCCAAUGCCGGGGAUGUGCUUAUUGGUGAUUCUCAUGGUAAUCGCUUCCACGUGGCCUGCUAUUCGCGGGAGGGCGCCCUCCAGUCGGAGUUUGAGUGUCCUCAUGUAAAGGUUUCACGCUGCUGCGGCCUAAAAAUCACAUCCGAGGGCUAUGUGGUAACGCUGGCCAAGAACAAUCAUCAUGUUCUGGUUCUCAACACCCUCUAUGUUCACUGAUUGCAAAUCAAGGCGCGCAACAAUCGUCCAUCAGUCGAUAUAGUCAAAUACAACUACAAAUACUCGUCGGGCAAGAUAUACGGCUGUCGACGUCAGCAGCAGCAACAGCAGCAGCAACAGCAAGCAAACAGCAGCAUUGACAUGAGCAACAAUUUUCUGGCUAGAAAGCAGCAACAACAAGGACAUCAACAAGAGUGCAACGAAGAGGACACCACCACCAACAGCAAUUACAACAACAACAACAAUAAUAACAAUUACAACAAUAACAACAACAAUUACAACAACCAACAGCUGCCGUCGUUAGCAACAGCACCGUCACGCGAGUGAAUAUAAAUA
Drosophila kikkawai is the source of this 4852-nucleotide messenger RNA. Lineage: Eukaryota; Metazoa; Arthropoda; Insecta; Diptera; Drosophilidae. The record is from RefSeq and is a predicted model, not a curated record.